Messenger RNA from Prunus avium (sweet cherry), 1950 nucleotides. RefSeq lists its product as uncharacterized. Gene Ontology annotation, biological process: regulation of DNA-templated transcription. NCBI's taxonomy places the organism in Eukaryota, Viridiplantae, Streptophyta, Magnoliopsida, Rosales, Rosaceae. The record is from RefSeq and is a predicted model, not a curated record. Gene Ontology annotation, cellular component: nucleus.
CCUACUCUCCCUCCUUGGAAAUUUCGAAAAUCCAUUUCGGGCUCCAAAUUUGACCGUUGGGGUGAGAGGUUCAAAUCACAUACAGAGACUCAAAAACUCAAUAGUCAGAAACAGAGAGCAACAAGAGUGAGUUCACAAUGCCGAUUCUGAGGAAGAAGAGUGUCGCAAACCCUAACAAUCGAAGCAACAAUGAGCAAACCCAAACCUCUCAGACCCAGAACAAGUCUCAGUACGAGCAGUCCAGAGAAGAAAGAAUCAAGGAAAACCUUGAGAGAAUGAAAAAGCUCGGCAUUGUUGACAUCUCUCUUCAGCUCAAGUCUAACUUUCAACCCAAGCGCACAGCACCAAAGAGCUUUUCCAACCGCUGUACGACGCCGUCUGGGCCCUCUCCCAUUCGGGAGCCAGGACGCCUUCGUCGCUCUUCUAGAUUGCAGAAUGCGACACCAGUAAGCUACUCGGAGAUGUAUUUGACAAAGAAGGAUAAGGCUUUGGACAAGGAAGGCAUUAUGCUGGAGGAGGGUGCAAAGCCGGAGAUUUACACCGAAGAGCAUGAAAAGUUGUUGGGUAACACCGAUGAGAGCUGGACUCUAUUUGUGGAUGGUUACGGAAAAGAUGGAAAACGAAUUUAUGACCAAGUUAGAGGAAAGACUUGCCAUCAAUGCAGGCAGAAAACUCUGGGUCAUCAUACUCACUGCAGCCAGUGCGACAAGGUCCAAGGGCAGUUUUGUGGAGAUUGUUUGUACAUGAGAUAUGGGGAGCAUGUAAUUGAAGCCAUUCAGAAUCCGGAUUGGAUUUGCCCUGUCUGCCGUGGAAUUUGCAACUGUAGUUUUUGUCGGACAGCAAAAGGAUGGCCUCCCACUGGUGUGCUCUACAAAAAGAUAACACAACUAGGCUUCAAAUCAGUUGCACACUAUCUCAUUCAAACCCAACGCUCACAGAAGAAUUUAGGAGAAAAUCCAGAAACCACCAAUCAAGUUUCUGCAAAAAGGUCACUGCACUUCCCAGAUGUGGAUGCAUCAUGUGAAGAAAUUCUCAAGGACCAUUGCAAUGACAUUGGAAUGAUAAAACCUCUUGCUGAACACAAAAGAGAUGAUGAGUUAAAGAGUGAAAAAGAGAAUGAUGCACAGAGUAGCUCAAAUCCAGAUAUUAACAACCAAACUUCUGCGAAGAGGUCAUUGUCCUUUCCAGAUGUGAUACAACAGUCUGAAAAUUUUGGAUCACCUGAGGUCGACCACAAGGUUGGUGACCACCUUGGAUUGCCAAAGCAUCAAUCUGAGAGCAGCAGAGAUGAUCUUAAAGGCGAGAAAGAGAAAGAGAUACAUUUGAUGGAUAUGAAACUCAGUGAUAGCAGUCAUGAAACUAGCUCAAAGCAUAAAAUGAAGCCUGCUCUGGCUAUUGAACCAGGUAGCAUUGCUGGAAGAUUAAGACAGAGACGUAGGAAAGGAAAUGACCAUGGUGAUGACUUACCAGAGGCAAAAGUUGAAACUCCAGAUGUUGAGCAGGAGGUAAACAAAAUCUUGUCAAAGAAGGAAGUGGAGAAAGGAAAGGGCAUACUAUUUAGUGAUGGUGGAGAUAUCAGUACUGCAUUGGGUACAAGUUCAAAGCUCAAGAAGAAGCGUGCUCUUGCUGCUGAACCAAGUCCAGACAGUAUAGCUGGAAGAUUGAGGCAGAGGCGCAAGGCCAAUAGCCCUGAUGGCGCAAACACUCUGUCGUAAUCAACUCCAGUCUAGGUAGCUGAGAGGGUAUUGCUGGGGGAUUGAGGUCAAGCAAUAUGAGGAUGAGGUUCUUUCGAAUCUGCAUGCUUCGUUUCGGCAAGAAUAGAGUCCAGUAUUUUGGCUAAUGUAGCAGAAUUGCCUGUGUUGCAAGAAACCGAGUUUUGUGUAUGUAAUUGUGGUUUCUACCUUCAGAAUUCUGUCUAAGUCCUAUUUUGUAAUGACUCAGUAUAUUAUA